AAAGGAGUGGUCAAUGGCGUCUAAUUAUGGUUGACAGACAUGCACUAAACUGCGUCUUUUUUCCCCAAACUGUCUCGAAAUGCGCUCAAAACAAGAAUGUUACUUUAAAAUAUCAUUCUUUAUCAUUUCAUUUAACUAAAUAUUGUGUAUUUGAGUUAACUUAGCUCAGUUCCUCUAACGUUAUUAGCGAAAUAAACGUUUAAAACGUGAUUAGCUUCAGAAAUGAGACAAAGCGACGUUCAAAAUGAAGAAAGCUUGAAGAAAAUGGAGCUAGUGAACCGAGGAGCCCCCCCAACAUUGGGCCCUGCCUGCACCUGCAGACCCAACUGAUGGCUGAAAAGCUCUGAGGAAAAGGGGGGAAGUGAGCCUGAGCUCAGAAGAGGCUUGGAUUCAGUUUAAGAGCAAAGCUUGCACAAGAUGGUCGAGGUUAGAGAGUGUCAUCACAUUGGGGAGAGGAUUAGAGGAGAGAGGUUGUCUUCCAGGAGCUGUGUGGUCCCCCCUACUCUUGAAACCAAGUCCCAGCACGAAGAUACAAACCCCUCUAUGAGCGAAGGCAGAUCUGGUCAAGAAGCGUGGGGAGGAAUCGUAUCCUUGCCUCUCAGUCAGCCAGCACUUUUCUCUCCUGCCUUCCAGUCCACCGCUGCUGCGAGAGCUGCACAAGUGUGAGUGAGCGGCCCGGCUGGUUCUCUCCCUCCCCUUCUCUCCAUUAAUCUCCUCCAUCUACCCAUCCUCUGGCCUGUUGUUUCAGUCGCCAUGCUGAUUCACUGGCUGUCCUGGUUGGCCCUCCUGUCGCUGGAUUGGGCUCCAGGCAGCUGGGCCUUCACCACCACCAGGGCUCAGGGCCUCAGGGGUCGCGUCCAGAAAGACCGCAGAAACAUCCGGCCCAACAUCAUCCUCAUCAUGACUGACGAUCAGGAUGUUGAGUUGGGUUCUCUACAGGUAAUGAAUAAAACGCGCAAGAUCAUGGAGGAUGGUGGCACUUCUUUCACCAAUGCCUUUGUCACCACACCCAUGUGCUGCCCGUCACGUUCUUCCAUGCUGACGGGCAAGUACGUCCACAACCACAACACCUACACCAACAAUGAGAACUGUUCCUCCCCUUCCUGGCAAGCUCAGCAUGAGCCGCGCUCCUUUGCAGUCUACCUCAAUGAAACUGGCUAUAGAACAGCCUUCUUCGGCAAGUACCUCAAUGAGUACAAUGGCAGCUACAUCCCACCUGGGUGGCGCGAAUGGGUUGGAUUGAUCAAAAAUUCCCGCUUCUAUAAUUAUACUGUCUGUCGGAAUGGUUACAAGGAGAAACAUGGUGCUGAUUAUGCCAAGGACUAUUUCACAGACCUAAUCACCAACGACAGCAUCAGCUUCUUCCGCAUGUCCAAGAAGAUGUACCCGCACCGUCCCGUGAUGAUGGUCGUCAGUCACGCUGCUCCUCACGGCCCAGAAGACUCGGCGCCACAGUAUGCCGAAUUCUUCCCGAAUGCUUCGCAGCACAUCACCCCGAGCUACAACUAUGCCCCGAAUAUGGACAAACAUUGGAUCAUGCAGUACACGGGCCCCAUGAAACCGAUCCACAUGGAGUUCACCAACUUCCUCCAUCGGAAAAGGCUACAGACGCUCAUGUCUGUGGAUGAUUCAGUGCAGAAGAUUUAUGACAUGUUGGAGGAAACUGGCGAACUGGACAACACUUACAUCAUUUAUACAGCAGACCAUGGAUACCACAUUGGUCAGUUUGGGUUGGUCAAGGGCAAGUCAAUGCCUUAUGAUUUUGAUAUCCGUGUACCAUUUUUCAUGAGAGGACCGAAUGUGGAGCCCGGGGCAGUAAACCCUCAUCUGGUGCUAAACAUUGACCUGGCUCCCACAUUUCUCCACAUUGCUGGACUGGAGAUCCCUCCAGACAUGGAUGGAAAGCCCAUCCUUAAAUUGCUGGAACAGGAACGGACUGGCAACAGAUUCAAACCAAACCGGAAACCCAAAGUCUGGAGAGACACAUUCCUUGUGGAGCGAGGGAAGAUCCUGAGAAAAAAGGAUGACUCAGUGAGUACUCAACACAGCAACAGUCUCCCCAAGUACAAGAAGGUCAGAGAGACUUGCCAGCAGGCUGAAUUCCAGACACCGUGUGAACAGCCCGGACAGAAAUGGCACUGCGUUGAGGAGAUCACAGGGAAGUGGAGGAUACAGAAGUGUAAAGGUGGUUCCAAAGAAGGCUCCAGGAAGAGAGCCCGCAGCCUGAAGCCCCGUAACAGUUUCGACAACAGGGAGAGGGCCUGCGACUGUGGAGACGCACAGUACAAACCAUCCAAGACCGAACGCCGCUCCCACCGACAGUUUCCUUCCUCAACAAGCCGCCGCUAUCGCCCACGUUUCGUCCACACUCGACCUGCCAGGUCUCUGUCUGUGGAGUUUGAAGGUCAAAUAUAUGAUAUUGACCUUCAGGCAGAUGAUCAGUCAGCUGUCCGUCCUCGUGUCAUCUCCAAGCGUCACUACAACCCAGAGGAACCGGAAUAUGAGCUGGGGUCUGACGACGGUUCAGAGGAGAUGCUGGCAGAUGAUACAAAUGCAGUCGGAUACCCGAACUCUGUGAAAGUUACCCACAAGUGUUACAUCCUCGUAAAUGACAGCGUCCACUGCGAGAGAGAAAUCUACCAGUCCCCCAGAGCAUGGAAGGAUCAUAAGAGCUAUGUGGACCAGGAGAUUGAAGCACUUCAAGAAAAAAUGAAAAAACUGCGAGAAGUAAGAGGUCAUCUGAAGAGGACACGGCCAGAUGAUUGUGACUGUGGAAAGAAGAGCUAUUAUAGCAAAGGACACAGAAACAAGGCAGAGAGAUUGAAGAGCAGGAAUGAUCAACUCCAUCCGUUUAAAGAGGCUGCGCAGGACAUAGACGGGAAGGCCCAGUUGUACAACGAGAUCCGCAGGAGAAAGAAGGAAAGGAAGGAGAAGAAGCGCCAGAGGAAUGGCGACGACUGCAGCCUGCCAGGCCUCACUUGCUUCACGCAUAACAAUGACCACUGGCAGACGGCUCCCUUCUGGACACUGGGGGCAUUCUGUGCGUGCACCAGCUCCAACAACAACACGUACUGGUGCCUGCGAACAAUCAACGAGACCCACAACACGCUCUUCUGCGAAUUCUCCACCGGCUUCCUGGAGUACUUUGACCUCAACAGUGACCCCUACCAGCUUACCAACGCGGUAUAUGCAGUGGAUCGAGAGGUGCUGAACACACUCCAUGCCCAGCUCAUGGAGAUGAGGAGUUGUCAAGGAUACAAGCAGUGUAACCCUCGCCCUAAAGGCUUGGAUACAGCACACAGCCAAUAUGGGAAGGACGACAAGGUUAAGCUACCCAACUUGACAGAUGAGGAGGUGAACUGGCAGGGACUGGAGGAUUUGUAUAGCAUAAACGAAAGCCUGUAUGAAUGUAGGCCUGACUACAGCCCCAGCCCAGAGAAUUGGGACAACUUCCAGAAGGAUGUAGAUAAAAUGUUUGCACUGCGACACGUUUUUAACAACCAAACCCAUAAGCUUGACGACUCCACCCUGCCAGAGCUGGGCUCCGGGGCCGGGGGUGGAGGGCUUGAAGUGGGCAGCGGAGAAGAGCUGGCUUCUGCCAGUGACGUCUGGCCGGGCUUAGUCACAGAGACUCGCCUCACCACCCCCAUCCCCAGCAAAAUACCAUCGGCACCACCCACACCCAGGCCCACAUUGGAACAGAAACUGGAGCCUGCUGUCAACGACCUUCCCGAGAGGCUUGUAAACGGACCUGAGACGUCUGUUAUGUCAAAAUCAGCAGUGAUAUCAUCACCAGGUCUGAGUAGAAGCAGGGAUGUCCUCCAGAGCGAUACGUGGGCGCAGCUGCUUGAGGAGAUUGAAGGCGAAACUUUUAGCGGGAAUGGGCUGACAGAGCUCGAAACGCGACACGAUGACCUCUUGCGUACUCACAACAGCCUGCGAGCCCAGCUAGAACUCGGCCCCGGUCACCGAAUGACCAUCAGCCCACAGGGUCUUAGUCAUAACCUGGACCCUGAAGAGGAGGAUGAUAUUUUCCACGCCCAAGGCUUUCUCCCUUUUGUCUCGCAGACUCUGAGGCCUAAGGUCCAAGCUAGCACCACAGGGAGCCCUCCCACCACCACCACCAUCCCCACCACACAGACUAGCACCCCACAGAGUGUCAGGGUGGUGCUGCCUCAGUCAGCUCUGCCCGUCACCUUGGACUACGAGGGCAGCGGCUCUCUGCCUCAACCCUCCAGUCAGACCCUCUGAGGCAGACUCACGCUCUGGCCAGCCAGCCAAUAAACUUCUGGUCACCAUAGAGACACGGUGAUUAAGGAGAGCUAGCCAAGAGCGAAGCAAAAAGAAUAAUGCCACCUCAGCCAGUCAGAGUUGUAUAAUGAGUAUUAAAGUUAUUGUUUAUUUUUUUACUGUUGCCUACAAUUAUUAGUAAACAGUGUUAUGUUUCUUUUUCCUCAAAUAUAUAUAUAUAUAUAUAUAUAUAUAUAUGUAUAUAUAUAUUUAGAAAAAAAAGCCUUAAUGCAGCUAAACUUAAGUGUUGGAAUUAAAAACGCUGAAUUCCACAUGGAUAACAACACCAUCGAUGUUUUUAAUAUAUGUUUUUAUGAAAAACGGUGUGAGUGGUUAAACCAUCCCUGAAUGGGUGAUUAGCAUCGAGUUAGGUACGCUCCAUUCUUCAAACAGUUUAUCCUAAACCUGCCCAGUCGCGACAAACUCCCAUCACAAUCCACAAGCACUUUCAAAUAGCCCUCCCCACCCAAAAAAAUAAUGACCCUGGUCCUCCACUGCCUGUCUGCUGUGAACUAAGUUUUAUGAAAUAAUUUUUAAAAAAGUUACAGAAUUAGCAUAACAUUUUUUUUUUGCUUUUAGACAAUCACGGCACAGAUUAACAGUCAGCAAACAAACACGUUUGUGUUGUUUUUUAAAUAAAGAUUUUCUUCACUGAUCACACAAACACCAGAGGCGGUAGAACGUCUUCCUCGUGUGGUUCUGUAACUUUUUAAAGAAAGUCACCGUACGACAGAGAAUGGUGUUGCACAUGGCCAGUUCAUUUCAAGGCGGUUACAUUAUGACACACUGUUACAGGUUUGUCCAUGUCAGUAAAACCCUAAAAGGUCCUCCAAGGGCAACGUUUCACAUCUCCUGGCUUGGAAACUGGUUUCACGAAGCCCCUUUUUUCUUUGCAGCAUUAGCCGUGUGUGUAGAAAUGAUGGAACAACUCUGGUUUUGGGAAAGCCAUGACGCUGUUAAGAAAUAAAACCUUUCACCCUCAA
Messenger RNA from Oreochromis aureus, 5273 nucleotides. It is a transcript of the gene sulf1, whose product is annotated as sulfatase 1. Lineage: Eukaryota; Metazoa; Chordata; Actinopteri; Cichliformes; Cichlidae. Gene Ontology annotation, molecular function: glycosaminoglycan binding; N-acetylglucosamine-6-sulfatase activity; calcium ion binding. Gene Ontology annotation, cellular component: endoplasmic reticulum; plasma membrane; Golgi apparatus. The record is from RefSeq and is a predicted model, not a curated record. The coding region runs from base 754 to 4251 and encodes 1165 amino acids. The transcript has 21 exons.